GUGUACGCGCGUGUGUGUGCGUGCACCUCCGCCAGGCUGCCGCUGCCCCCGCGGCUGCAGCGACAGCGGCGAUGGGUGGCGCUGCGCCGUCACCUGACGCCAAGCGGCCGCGCCUGUCCGGCGAGCCGAGUGCUCACAACCGCGAGCUGGCGCACCUGGUGGCCGUGUGCGACAGCAGCCUGCCCUUCGUCUGCAUGCGCCACGAGCUGUCCGCUAUGGACAUCCCUCACCAGGGGCUGCAGGUGGAGGGAGACAACACGACCCUGGCCAUACGACUCCUCAAGAUCCCGCCGUGCAUGGAGGUGGGCGUGGAGGCGCGUGGCGAGCUGGAGCGCUCGCUGCUGGACUGCACCAUGCGGUUGCAGGGCCGCAACAACCGCACCUGGCUGGUGGAGCUGGCAUUCACAGGCUGCCCCGUGCACAGCACCUCGCCCAGAGAGCAGGGCCCCGUGCGCCGCGUCUACCUCACCUACGAGAGCCCCCCGGCACAGCCGGCCGGGAGCCGUCGCGUGCUCCACGCGUUCCUGGACGACUGGCGCUCCAUCUCACGCCUCUACAGCUGCGUGCUGGACUUCUCUCACACGCUGCACGAGACGACUAUUCACUUCAGUCAGUUUGCGGAGGUGCGGACUUACACCUACAAGAAGCUGGUGCUGUGUUACGGACCCAACAAGGGCAGCUCGAAUGCAAACAAACAACAUCCUCUGAUAAUAUUUCCAUCGUCCUUGACACUGAUCCCCGUGUUCCUGAUCCACGUGUUCCUGAUCCCCGUGUUCCUGAUCCACGUGUUCCUAACCCACGUGUUCAUGAUGUACGUGUUCCAGGUCCACGUGUUCCUGAUCCACGUGUUCCUGACCCACGCGUUCAUGACCCACGCGUUCCUGAUCUACGUGUUCCUGACCCAUGUGUUCCUGAUCCACACUCGAGAGGGCGCCACGCGCUCACAAUGA
Molecule: messenger RNA, 950 nt
Organism: Lethenteron reissneri (Far Eastern brook lamprey)
Lineage: Eukaryota; Metazoa; Chordata; Hyperoartia; Petromyzontiformes; Petromyzontidae
Gene: MED14
Product: mediator complex subunit 14
Biological process (GO): regulation of transcription by RNA polymerase II
Cellular component (GO): core mediator complex; mediator complex
Molecular function (GO): transcription coregulator activity
Source: RefSeq, a predicted model, not a curated record